ACAGCUGAGCUCGGCCGCCUCGGACCGGGGCGGGACGGGGCGGGUCUCCCGCGGCUUGGGCUUUGGGUAGGUCUUAAUGCCGGCACGAGGCGGUGGGCUCGGCACGCGUGGAGGCACGGGGAAGGCUGAGCUGGAAGAGGAAGAAGAAAGCGAUGCUCAUCUCUGGAAGAAAGAAGAGAUCUCCGUAGCGCUUCCUAUCAGUGCUACUUACAGAGCCAAACCCAGCUAGCUCUUCCUCAGAAAAGGGAUUGCUUCUCCAGCUCCUGGACCAUGUCACCGGGAGGAAGAAGAGGGCUCACAGACUGACUUGGAAGCCAGCUGGGAACUACUUGCCUGCACCUGCCAAGCCAAGUAACACAGCCUGGCACAGAGCACAUAUAUGGUGAUGAUGAAUGUAGGGGUAAGCACCUCUGCUCCCUUACACCCCACCUCAGACACAAGUGUGGGCACACCCACCUUUUCUGUUGUGGACUAUGUAGUGUUCACCCUACUGCUGCUUCUCUCCCUGGUCAUCGGCCUCUACCAUGCUUGCCGUGGCUGGGGCCACCAUUCUGUUGGUGAGCUGCUGAUGGCAGACCGCCAAAUGAGCUGCCUUCCAGUGGCACUGUCUUUGCUGGCCACCUUCCAGUCAGCUGUGGCCAUCCUGGGAGUGCCAUCUGAGAUCUAUCGAUUUGGAACACAGUAUUGGUUCCUGGGCUGCUCCUACUUCCUGGGACUGCUGAUUCCUGCUCACAUCUUCAUCCCAGUCUUCUACCGCCUGCGUCUUACCAGUGCCUAUGAGUAUCUAGAGCUUCGAUUUAAUAAAGCAGUACGAAUUUGUGGAACUGUGACCUUCAUCUUUCAGAUGGUGAUCUACAUGGGGGUUGUGCUCUAUGCCCCAUCCUUGGCCCUAAAUGCAGUGACUGGCUUUGAUUUGUGGCUGUCAGUGCUGACCCUAGGCAUUGUCUGCACCAUAUACACUGCACUGGGUGGGCUGAAGGCUGUCAUCUGGACAGAUGUGUUCCAGACACUGGUUAUGUUCCUAGGGCAGCUGGUAGUAAUCAUUGUAGGAUCUGCCAAAGUGGGCGGCAUGGGGCGUGUAUGGGAAGUGGCUUCCCAGUCUGGCUACAUCUCUGGGAUUGAACUGGAUCCUGACCCCUUUGUGCGACAUACCUUCUGGACUUUGGCCUUUGGGGGCGUCUUCAUGAUGCUCUCCUUGUAUGGGGUGAACCAGGCUCAGGUGCAGCGUUACCUCAGUUCCCGUACAGAGAAGGCUGCUGUGCUCUCCUGCUAUGCUGUGUUCCCUUGCCAGCAGGUGGUCCUCUGCAUGAGCUGCCUCAUUGGCCUAGUCAUGUUUGCCUAUUACAAGGAUGACAGCAACACUAUGAGCACCCAGCAACGCCAAGCAGCGCCAGAUCAGUUAGUUCUCUACUUUGUGAUGGACCUCCUGAAAGACCUGCCGGGCCUCCCUGGACUCUUUGUUGCCUGCCUCUUCAGUGGCUCCCUCAGCACCAUAUCUUCAGCAUUCAAUUCACUGGCAACUGUUACAAUGGAAGACCUAAUCCAACCCUGGUCCGCACAGUUCUCUGAAACCCGAGCCAUCAUGCUUUCCAGAAGCCUUGCUUUUGGCUAUGGCCUGCUUUGUCUGGGCAUGGCCUAUAUUUCCUCCCAGAUGGGACCUGUGCUGCAGGCAGCGAUCAGCAUCUUUGGCAUGGUUGGGGGACCACUGCUGGGACUCUUCUGCCUUGGAAUAUUCUUUCCUUGUGCCAAUCCUCCUGGUGCCAUCGUGGGUCUGUUGGCUGGACUCAUCAUGGCCUUCUGGAUCGGCAUUGGGAGCAUAGUGACCAGCAUGGGCUCUGGUGUGGCACCUCCUUCCCUCGAUGCACCCAGCAAUCUGACCACUGCCACUGUGACCACCCUCAUACCCUCUAUCACUCUCUCCAAGCCCACAGGACUGCAGAGGUUUUAUUCCCUGUCCUAUUUAUGGUACAGCGCCCACAACUCCACCACAGUCAUUGUGGUGGGCCUCAUUGUCAGUCUGCUCACCGGGGGAAUGCGGGGCCGGCCCCUGAAUCCUGGUACUAUUUAUCCUGUGCUGCCAAAGUUCCUCGGCCUCCUGCCCCAGUCCUGCCAGAAACGGCUUUGCUGCAAAAGCCACAGCCAGGACUUCCCUGUGAACACUGACCUGUUUCCAGAGAAGAUGAGGAAUGGAGUGCUGCAGGACAGCAGAGAGAAGGAGGAGAUGGCUGAGAACAGUUCCACUUACCAGGGGUGUAGUCCCACCUAUGUUGUUCAGGAGACCUCCCUGUGACAUAUGAAUCAAGCACCCAGCCUCUCUCCUCUCUGAGAGGCCACCCUGUGGGAAUGAGUCACUUCAUGUGUUCCUUAGGGUUGGGUUGGGCUGACCUAACCAACAAAGGGCCUUGUUCUUAAAGAUUCUCACUUGCCUUGGAAACUGUCAAUGUUGGCUAUGUGAGAGUAAGCACAGGUUUUUUUCCAUAUCCCUUGACAGUCUUUUCUCUUUGGGACCAGGCUAACAAGGUAUAGAAUUAUGCCCAAAUAGAGAUAGAAACAAAUCCUCUGGGAAAAGAAUGUUGGCUUCUGACUUAAUAUAGCCAAGCAUCCUUGGACCUAGUAGAAAUAGCCCUUCUGAUUAUAACUGCCUUGGGGCCCAAUUGGGAAAGAUUGACCAACUCUAUCUUAAAGCAUGAAGUUACCUUUGCCAACUGUCGCUUCCCUUUGAAUCUUAAAAGCCACAGUGGGCCUUUGUGAUCACUUUCAGGUUGUCUGUGACACCCAAACUCCUCUCAUUCUUAUCUGCCUACCUCCAUACUUGAGAGGGAGUUUUUGAGGUCCCUGGGCCUCUCAGAAUAAACUGAUAGAAUCAUCUACUUUGUGUAGAAGGGCCAGCUUUCCAUAUCAAGACCACCUCUGAGAUGAGCAUGGAAAAUGUAGAGUUAAGGAACCAGGGCCCUGACCAGGUCCUCUAUACAGUGUAUUAGCCUCUGGUCUCCAGCCAGGCCAUUCUGGUCAUUGUGUCAUCCAUGCUGUUUUAUUUUGGAGUUUCUUCAUCAUGGUGUCUUUGUUCCUAGGGAAUAAAAAGCUGUUAGACCAAGA
Jaculus jaculus (lesser Egyptian jerboa) is the source of this 3096-nucleotide messenger RNA. RefSeq names its product solute carrier family 5 member 6 (gene Slc5a6). The record is from RefSeq and is a predicted model, not a curated record. Lineage: Eukaryota; Metazoa; Chordata; Mammalia; Rodentia; Dipodidae. The transcript is spliced from 18 exons. Gene Ontology annotation, molecular function: sodium-dependent multivitamin transmembrane transporter activity. Bases 380 to 2290 code for a protein of 636 amino acids. Gene Ontology annotation, biological process: sodium ion transport; pantothenate transmembrane transport; biotin transport. Gene Ontology annotation, cellular component: membrane.